AUGCAGCGCCUCCUCGCAAUUAUCGCGGUUGCAUAAAAAUAUAUGAGUAAUCUGUUAUAGAGGCGAAUUUGGGUUCGUUCGGAAUGAUGCGUUGACUCCAUCCGAGCAAAACUACCCGAACAAAACAUUAUUAUAGCACAGGACAUCAACAUUUAACAUUUAACCGAUGCUCAUUUACAGCAGGUGGCGUUGCUUGUAUAAUCUAUAAUCGCGUUUCGAUCCGGACCUUGGAUUGGAUCUGCCUGUUGUUCAGAUUCAGCACUGGACAGCGACCGAUUUUGUCGCUCGGACAUUCAAAACGACAAGGAAUCAUCGAGAAAGGGCAAACAACUGCGCAAUCCUACUCUGACUGCCUCGCUUUCCCUGUCUCUCCUCAGUCGAAUCGACCCUUGCUUGGCUCGGGGCAAUGCGCGGCUAGAUGACUUCACUACAUCAACAAGCACCGUAGCCCUGGACUAAAUAUAUCACCACACCCCCCUGCCUUCUCUCUUCCUUCUCUCUCAUCUUGAGCGCCUCCCGCCCGCUAGCACCAUGGGUAACCGAGGAAUGGAGGAUUUGAUCCCGCUGGUCAAUAAACUCCAGGACGCUUUCAGCGGCAUUGGUCAGAGCUGCAAUCUUGACCUGCCACAAAUCGCGGUAGUCGGCGGACAGAGCGCUGGCAAGAGCUCGGUGUUGGAGAACUUCGUUGGCAGGGACUUCCUUCCCCGAGGCUCUGGGAUCGUCACCCGCAGGCCCCUUGUCCUGCAGCUCAUCAGUGCCAAUGCAGAAUGGGCAGAGUUCUUACACUGCAAAGGGAAGAAAUUCACCGACUUCGAUGAGGUUCGCCAGGAGAUUGAGGCGGAGACUGACCGCAUUACUGGGGCCAAUAAGGGCAUAUCUCCCGUCCCCAUCAACCUGCGCGUCUACUCCCCACAUGUGCUGAACCUGACCCUGAUUGACCUGCCAGGCAUCACCAAGGUGCCCGUGGGGGACCAGCCAGUGGACAUUGAGCAGCAGAUCAGAGACAUGAUCAUGCAGUUCAUCUGCAGGGAGAGCUGUCUCAUCCUGGCUGUCACUCCGGCCAACUCUGACCUGGCCAACUCAGACGCCCUCAAACUGGCCAAAGACGUUGACCCCCAGGGCCAGCGGACCAUAGGAGUGAUCACCAAGCUGGAUCUGAUGGAUGAGGGAACAGAUGCCAGGGAAGUCCUGGAGAACAAGCUGCUGCCCCUAAGGAGAGGUUAUAUUGGAGUGGUGAACCGCAGUCAGAAGGACAUUGAUGGAAAGAAGGACAUCAAGAUGGCUAUGGCUGCUGAGAGGAAGUUCUUCCUCACUCACCCGGCCUACAGACACAUGGCCGAAAAGAUGGGCACCCCGUGCCUACAGAAAGUCCUCAACCAGCAAUUGACCAACCACAUCCGCGAUACGCUGCCGGCGUUCCGUAGCAAGCUGCAGACCCAGCUUCUGUCUCUGGAUAAGGAGGCCGAGGAGUACCGAGGAUACCGCCCUGAUGAUCCGGGACGUAAGACCAAGCAACUGCUGCAGAUGGUGCAGCAGUUCUCCGUGGACUUUGAGAAGCGCAUCGAGGGCUCUGGGGACCAGGUGGAUACUGUAGAGCUCUCUGGUGGAGCCAAGAUCAACCGUAUCUUCCACGAGAGAUUCCCUUUCGAACUGGUUAAGAUGGAAUGUGAUGACAAGGAGAUGCGGCGGGAGAUCAGCUACGCCAUCAAGAACAUUCACGGUAUCAGGACUGGCCUGUUCACUCCAGACAUGGCAUUUGAAGCCAUUGUUAAGAAGCAGAUAGUGAAGAUCAAGGAGCCGUGUAUCAAGUGUGUGGACAUGGUCAUUCAGGAGCUGAUCAACACCGUGCGCCAGUGUACUAACAAGCUGGAUUGCUUCCCCAGACUGCGUGAGGAAACCGAGAGAAUUGUGACCUCACACAUCAGAGACAGAGAGAGUAGGGCCAAGGACCAGGUGUUGCUGCUGAUCGAUGUCCAGCUCUCAUACAUCAACACUAACCAUGAGGACUUCAUAGGCUUUGCUAAUGCACAGCAGAGCAGCAAGCAGAGCAGCAAGCAGAGUAAUGCUGCAAGCCAGGUCAGCCAGGUCAUCCGUAAGGGCUGGCUAACCAUCAACAACAUCAGCAUCAUUAAAGGUGGGGCCAAGGAGUACUGGUUUGUCCUGACCGCUGAGAGCCUGUCCUGGUUUAAGGAUGAUGAGGAGAAGGAGAAGAAAUACAUGCUCCCUCUUGACAACCUGAAGGUGCGAGACGUGGAGAAAGGCUUUAUGUCCAGCAAGCACGCCUUCGCCAUCUUCAACACCGAGCAGAGGAACGUGUACAAGGACAACCGUUUCCUGGAGCUGGCCUGUGACACUCAGGAUGAGGUGGACAGUUGGAGGGCUUCUCUCCUACGCGCUGGGGUCUACCCCGAAAGAUCUUCCAAUAUUGAUGUGGAGAGUGAGGGCGGCGGCUCCUCGUCCUCGUCCCAGGACAACUUUACCAUGGACCCUCAGCUGGAGCGAAAAGUGGAAACCAUCCGCAACCUGGUCGACUCCUACAUGGCCAUCGUCAACAAGUGCAUCCGCGACCUCAUGCCCAAGACCAUUAUGCACCUCAUGAUCAGCAACGUGAAGGACUUCAUCAACGCGGAGCUGCUGGCCCAGCUGUACUCAGCCGGGGAUCAGGGUGCCCUGAUGGAUGAGUCCCAGGAGCAGGUCCAGAGGAGGGAUGAGGUCCUCAGGACCCACCAGUCCCUGAAGGAGGCCCUGGCCAUCAUAGGAGACAUCUCCACCACCACCAUCUCGACCCCCAUGCCGCCGCCCGUGAACGACUGGCGCGGUGGAGGCGGAAACAGGUCUCCUCCAACCAGCCCCACUGGUUCCAGGAGGAUGUCAUCAGGCCAGCGCCCUAGUCCCGGAGGGGGGCGAGGGGCUCCACCCCCUCCUAACCGCCCAGGACCCCUGGGGCCCUUCAACAACAGUGCUGAUAGCCCCCAGGUCCCCAGCCGCCCCAACCGGGCCCCUCCCAGCAUCCCCAGUCGGCGACCUCCUCCUUCUCCAACAAGAAAUGUCCCCCCAUCUUAAGCAGUCAAAGGAGCUUGUGAUCUCUUAAGGGCCUAGCGCUCAUCCCCUAGCGCUCAUCCGUCCCCAUACCAACCCCAUUCCCCCUAUCCUCCACUAGCCCCUCUUCUGUCUAUCCUUUACAUAGUGCAGACAUUGAACCUUUUGCCCUCUGUCCCUGACCCCUGACCUCACGCCAGGUGACGAUCGAUGUCCAUGUAUCUAUGUACAGUAUGGUGCUUGUCUUGUGGUGUAUUUUUCUGUAUGUGUGCUUGUGCUCACCUGUGGUCCAGGUCUGUUUAGCAGAUCCAGUUCCGACUGAGUUUCAGCCCUUAGAAAACCUCCAUCUCCCUUACCUAGAUACCAUCUUGCUGUCCCUAGAACCCCAUCCUCACCCUCCACCCACCUCCACCUAGACCCCACUUGCUGCUUCUCUACAUAUCUAUGCUCAGCAGUGGCACUGCCCUACCCAUUCCAAAAUGCAGCAUGGCACAUAGGUUGCUUUUAUUGCAUGUGUGUGUGUGUGUGUGUGUGUGUGUGUGUGUGUGUGUGUGUGUGUGUGUGUGUGUGUGUGUGUGUGUGUGUGUGUGUGUGUGUGUGUGUGUGUGUGUG
Messenger RNA from Oncorhynchus gorbuscha (pink salmon), 3651 nucleotides. RefSeq names its product dynamin-3-like. The coding region runs from base 532 to 3063 and encodes 843 amino acids. The record is from RefSeq and is a predicted model, not a curated record. NCBI's taxonomy places the organism in Eukaryota, Metazoa, Chordata, Actinopteri, Salmoniformes, Salmonidae. Gene Ontology annotation, molecular function: GTP binding; GTPase activity; microtubule binding. The transcript has 22 exons. Gene Ontology annotation, cellular component: cytoplasm; membrane; microtubule.